GUCAUUCAUUGACAAUACGAUCAGAGCGUGCACACGUAUCCCUCGCAUCGUCGUCUAGAACUGGCUCAAAGUUUUUCACUGACGAAUUACUUUUCGCGCGCUUUUGUGUCGGGAGUUUCUCGGGGAGUUUAUGUACCGGUUUUAAAAUGGAAUCGACAAGACAUAGUUCGUUUUCUACACGAGAAUCGUGAUCUCUUCGGGCUUUUCAUGCGCUUGGGAAGAUUCAGCCCAUUCCAUUUCAUGGUGUGAAAGGAGAAUAUUCACAAAAAUACGCUGUAUUAUUUUUUUGCGCCAUCAACAACCCAAUGUUAAAGUGUUUCGAAUCGUCUGCAAAAAGAAAUCACCUAAAACGUUCGUUGUCGGAUAUCGGUUAGUAUUAUCGUUCUCCUGAUCAUUUUUUUUUAAGUCUUAAAGUCAGCAAAUUCCAAAAUAUUUAGGCAUCAAAAUGAGUUUGGCUUAUCGUACCGAAUCCCUGCAGUAUUUUGUUUUCUUCGUCACAUAUUUCGAUAUCGGAUACUGAUUGUGCCUUGUGUUGGUAGUUUCAACCAUGGGACCGCCUUGGAAAUGCACUACUACUACUAGUGGAUAUUAACACUGGGAUAUAAUCACACUCGGUGAGGAUUUUUUUUAAGUUGCUCCCUGGAUUUACCUACCCUCUAAGGAUAUUUGAGGAUUUUAUCGACAAAGCAGGCGAAGUCUUGUUGGAUAUUUCAUUUUUCAAGGCACCAGCCCAUACACCCCCACCAUGCCGCAUCACAUCGACAACCCACCUUUCAACCGCAAAGACGCCAUCUGGUCCGGCUGGCUCAUCAGUCGAAUCCCCAGCCUCAUCCCGUUCCGUCCGUGGAAGCAGUACUGGUUUGUACUCACCAAUGACCGGAUCCAUUACUUCAAGCACGCCGGCUCCGUCCCGCUCCAUGGCUGCCGCAUGAUCUCCAGGACCAGUAAGGACCCAGAGGAGCCGCUUGGAUUUGUUCUCGAGAUCAUCCCACGUAAGAAUCCGGAUCAGCCGGAUAUUCUGGGCAAACCGUUCAUGAUGUGCUCUCCUAAACAAGCCGAACUGGACGUGUGGGAAAGAGAAAUCCGGAAGUUACGAGGAGGAGUCUUUGGCCAGAGUCUCGAGGAUACCAUCGUGAACGAGAGUGAGGAAUGUACAAGGGAAAUCCCCGUGGUGGUGGAGCGGUGUGUAUCACAUCUCAGAGAGACUGGUCUAAACGAGGAAGGAAUCUUCAGAUUAAAUGGCCGAACAAGCAUGAUACAGGAACUACAGGAUAUCUUCGACGGUGGCAACGUCCCCGACUUCGAGGCCUACGGUGCCAGCUCGCACACGGUAGCAUCUCUUCUGAAGAGAUACUUUCAAUAUCUUCCCGAACCGAUCAUUCCCUGGCGACACUGCAGGUACUUCAUCCCAGCCAUGCAACGUCUUCAAGAAUGCGAAGAAGAUGGGCGAAGGCAGCUGGUCGUCCAACUCGCUCUCCUUCCCAAAGUCAACUACAACCUUCUGAAGUACCUUUGUCGCUUCCUGCACGAGGUUCACAAGUUUGAGGCGCAAAACAAGAUGGGACUUGGUAACCUGGCCAAUAUCUUUGCACCUCAUAUACUGCGUCCACAACACGCGGAAGGCAACUUUCUGCUGGGUAGCACUGCCCUUAGUCUUCAGUUGGUCCAUUAUUUAAUAAGGAACCAGGACAAGGUGUUUCCUCCAAUCAGUACGAUCCAGAUGCACUGUGCCAUGACGACAAGAGACUAUUUGAAGCAUGAGAGACUGGCAAAAGAAUGCGCGAAGAGGGCGUCUCUCCAAGAGAACAAAUACCUGAAUCACACGUUGCCUUUACCGGAUGAGGAACCUGUUCUUCGGACAAAGAAAGCCCUUAGACCAAAGGAAAUCGUGCAACAAGAAGAGGAAGAAGACGCAAUGAACUAUGUUAACACUGACCUUACAGACAAUGAUAUAGAAAGUAGUCUUCUAGACUGCUCUGUUCAUAGUAUCUACGAAAAUUUAGAGAUCCCUCAAUCUCCGCAACAUUCCGUGUCCUUGAUAGAAUCUCUUAAGUCAAGGAUAUCAGAAGUGCCUCCGAAACCAAGAGCAUAUACCGAACACAAAGCAAAGCGAUAUGGCGUCUCGUAUCGUGACCCAUCGUCGAUAAUGCCCGCGCCAUACAACGGACAAAAGUCACCUUCGUACACGAACGGAACCCCGCCGUCGAAACCUUCGACGAGUCCGCCAAAGGAAGAUGCCUUCGGACGCGGCAAGAAGCCCAAGGUUGCCAAAGGCGAUGUCCACAGUCAGGAACACCAGGGAACCACUUACCAGAACAUUGAGCUGGGUUCCUCAGGGGCUCUAACCAACGGGAAAGAAUCCCGCCACACCAACGGGGACAUCCUCAUCAAACCGCUUCCUGAAUUGCCUCCCAAGUAUGGAGAACACAUCCACAACAGUGUUCCCAAGAUGGUCGGUGACUACAGCAACGAAAGCUUCAACGUGCCUUACGCCAAUAAUCUCAAGAUACCCCACCUGAUCAACGGUGAGGUCACAGGUCACAUGCAGGGUUUACGAAAUAAACUGAGACAGAAAGAUGACGAGUUGAGUAAACUGAGAAAAUCAGUGGACAGGAUGAAGAAGGAAUUGGAAUCUAUGAAACUCAGGGUCAACGUAGAGGAAUCUGCACGUCUGAACGCAGAAGAGGAAAACCAGCAGCUUCACAUCGAGUUGGAGUAUCUACGACGGUGUCUCUCAAAUAGAUAGCCUCAUCCUAGCUAAGCAAUGCCCCAGUCACAUCAACGGAACUUUGUCCAAACCGACCGAUGGCCUGUCAUAGGAAUUAACGUUAUACAUUUGGCCAAUGUGCAGAUGUGAGUGAGGCAUUGGCAUAGGAUUUUGGAGUUGAGAUACACCGCACCGUGAUUGUCAUUGCAAGUGGACGUCAGGAUUCUCAACGUAUGAGAAUAAGGAUCUCCGAUAUUAAAUAUUUAAGAAAAUAGUGGAUGGUUUACUUUUAUCAUACCAUGAUUAUGUAAUCUCUCUCAUUUCCCCACUGGGUAAUAAUUGGGGGACCUAGAAAAAGUUAUAUUGACCCCCACUCCACCAAAAUUGCAACUACACAAAAUGAAAACAAACUAGUCAUGUUUGGGUAGGUCCUACGUUUCUAUUCGGAAUUGACACAGUAGAAGAACGUAGUAAAACGUUAGAACAAACCACUAACACCAAAAUUUUCUCGAGAUCCGAUAUUGUCGAGAACUGUAUUUUGCGCCAGCCUAAUCUUGUAAUCACAAAUCUGAUUCGCUCGUAGGCUGAAGGUACUGAUUCUUGUGACAAGAAAUAAUUGAAGUUCCACUCUUUCGGCUGAUGCCAGUUUAUGGUGUCUCCAUUUCGAAAAAGAAGGUGGAAAUUCUCUUUUAAAAGAGGUCUAAUAUGGGGAUUCUUUGUUUGGAGCCCGGGAAGGAAAGGGGAUGAAGGAAAGAGAUGAGACGAGAUAAUGACUUAAGCGGUAAAAUUUUGGCAAGUACUUUGCUUUGAGGCCUCCAUUACAACUUAAACCACUUAAAAAGAAAUGCGGCGGAGUUUGCAAAGUGAGUCACUGAUUUUAAUAGGUUAAACCAUGUGUUUCUUUUUGAUCUUAAUAUAAAUAAUAUGCAUCGGAGGGUGGAAUGGUGAUGAACAAAUUCCCAGACCUUGGUGAGGUCUAUCUUGUCAGUGUGAAUGAUGGUUACCUGUUCUGACGUGGUAUUCCCCUAUCUAGAAAGUGACAAAGACAGUACUGAUCGGCUGUAAUGUGCGAGAAGGGGCAUCAUAAUGGGUACCUAACUUUUUUAAAGAAAAAAAUACGUGAGAGACAUAAUAAUAAUACUAAUGAUAAUAA
Messenger RNA from Lytechinus variegatus (green sea urchin), 3860 nucleotides. RefSeq names its product rho GTPase-activating protein 24-like. The record is from RefSeq and is a predicted model, not a curated record. Gene Ontology annotation, biological process: signal transduction; activation of GTPase activity. Lineage: Eukaryota; Metazoa; Echinodermata; Echinoidea; Temnopleuroida; Toxopneustidae. Gene Ontology annotation, molecular function: GTPase activator activity. The transcript has 6 exons. Bases 746 to 2746 code for a protein of 666 amino acids.